CUGUGGUUCGACCUCUACAGUCGGUGAGUAUACCAGGAGACAUCUUUCUCUACAAAUCCUUUUUCAUCCUCUGUUAAACUUCACUUUGGCAGCGCAGAGAGACCCGGGCUUCAACCAGAAUUGACCGAACCGGUUAUAACUACCUAAAGUAGAAAAUGUACGCCUGUGCAAAGUUCGUCUCCACGCCGGCUCUGGUCCGUGCUGGUUCCCGGGCUCUUUACAGACCCCUGUCUGCCUCUGUGCUGUCCAGGCCUGAUGUCAAAACAGAGAGCACUGUUGCUGUGAUGCCACAGAGCCCCUUCACCCAGGUUGCACUGAGGGGUUUCCAGACCAGCGCUGUCAGCAGGGACAUUGACACCGCUGCCAAGUUUAUUGGUGCUGGAGCCGCCACGGUCGGAGUGGCUGGAUCUGGUGCCGGAAUUGGGACCGUGUUCGGCAGUCUCAUCAUUGGCUAUGCUAGGAACCCAUCUCUGAAGCAGCAGCUGUUCUCUUAUGCCAUCCUGGGAUUUGCCCUGUCUGAAGCCAUGGGACUGUUCUGUUUGAUGGUCGCUUUCCUUAUCCUGUUUGCUAUGUAAAACUCUGCUGUCAUACAAUACUUUCAUUACAGAUGUGACUACAUAUUUUAUUGUGGCUACCAAAAUUGUUCCGUGUUGGUGUCAUGGAAAUGUACAUUUUCAAGUCUUUCAGACACUGUCAAUAGCAAAGCAUGUAUUGUACAAAUGUAAGAAAUUACGUGAUUAAAAUACAUGUAUUUGACUAUUUAACAAUGGCAGCCACUUUUAUGUCUGGAAUAUCAUGCUAGCACAACAGGAAUCAGUCGGUUUUCAUGAAUGUCAUCUUUUCUGUGAAGCAGCUGCUCAGACUUGCCAUGAAUUAGCCUUGUUUUCUCAGCAUCACAUGCAAGCUUUUUGGGGUCCACCUUAAGGAAUUUCUGGUUCAGUUGCAGUUAAAUAGUACUGUAAUUAGGCAGCAAGUGCGUUCUUGCUUUUGUAAAUUGCGUUGAAUAAAUCUAGACAAUUUAAUUGAGCUAAAAAGAAAGGAAUUUUGACUUUUUUGAAUGUCAUGAAUCAGAACUAUGGCUCUUUGGAAUUAACUUGGUAUAAUCAAUUGGACUAAACUGGUUAAUAAAUUGAUUUUUGUGGUUUUUAAUAGAUUUCUCAGUUCUGUAUUUCAAGUUAAAUAGCUUUAGAUUUCCUUUUUUUUUUUUAGACAAAACCAGCCAUUUUUGUACACGUUGGAACUUGCAAUAGUAACAGCCCUACACUUGCUCCUUUAAAAGAAAUAACAAAAAUUUAAAUAUAGAAAACUAGUUGAGGGUGUUACAGCACUCGUACUGGUUAAAUUUUUAAAUGUGCUGUAGUCUACUGAAAUUAUAAAAGGAAAACAUCUACUCUAAAAGUUGUAGGUUCAGUCAAUGAAUAUUGAAGGUUAAUAUCUACAGCUCGUCAUUCAGCAAAUUCAAGGUGCACUAAACUAUUAACAAGAAUCAUGAUUGUGCAAAAAACAUUCAGAUGAUAAAUAUUUAAAAAUUGGGGACUUAACUUCAUAAAGUUAACUAUGUUUUUUUGUGGUUAGUCUCAAAGGAUGGGUUCACCAUUUUUCAAGUCUGUCUUAAAACAACAGUUCGGUGCCAAAAUGAACAUUGAAACAGGUUUAUCUUGUGAUCAUUCUUCUUGUUCAUACUUGUCAUUAGAAGAUGCCUUCAUAAUGCUUUUACAAUGAAAGUAAUGGACAAAAUCCACAAGCCUCUAUAUGUGCAGAAAUAAACUUUUAAAUUCA
Messenger RNA from Scomber scombrus (Atlantic mackerel), 1779 nucleotides. RefSeq names its product ATP synthase membrane subunit c locus 3a (gene atp5mc3a). Lineage: Eukaryota; Metazoa; Chordata; Actinopteri; Scombriformes; Scombridae. The coding region runs from base 156 to 575 and encodes 139 amino acids. The transcript is spliced from 5 exons. Gene Ontology annotation, molecular function: proton transmembrane transporter activity. The record is from RefSeq and is a predicted model, not a curated record. Gene Ontology annotation, biological process: proton transmembrane transport; proton motive force-driven ATP synthesis.